UCAUUGGUACAAGCGGAGAAAAAGAAAAUGAGGCCUCUUUCUAUUGUGUUGGUUUUGAACAUGGUUGCUAUCGUAAUCUUCUUUAUCUUGCUCUCGAUUUCCUUCCACGUUGAGGGCUUGAGACCUCUAAAAGAUUAUGAAUCUUCUUCUUGGUCGAUAAAUGGUAUCCAUUUAAGCAAAGCAUAUUCAGGGCCGAGCCACAGCGGACGCGGUCACUGAGGAAGCAGAAGGCUAUCGGACUGAGAAGCAAGUCAUGUUCAUCUUGCGUGGAUCAAAGUAGCACAUGCUUUGUAUACAACUUUUUUUUUUUCUGAUACUGUGUAUGAUUAAUUUCCUAUAGUCUGUACUUUUUCAUUUGCUACACAAUUUAUGUUUUUUUUUUUUCUGUUUAUCCAAGGUUGUCGGUUCCUCGCUUAAAGAUCAAAUGUAACAGUGAAAUUAAACCUUUAAUUAAUUC
Rubroshorea leprosula is the source of this 457-nucleotide messenger RNA. The record is from the annotation of a GenBank genome assembly. Lineage: Eukaryota; Viridiplantae; Streptophyta; Magnoliopsida; Malvales; Dipterocarpaceae.